AUGGCUUAUUACCCCAAGUUGCCUUCAGGGAAUUGCGGUGUGAGUUGGUCUCGUGUCUAUUUGGGUGUUCAUUCGCCAUGUGAUGUGCUUGCCGGAUGGACCAUCGGCGUCCUGCUGCUUUUCAUAUACGCGUUGCGAUUUUUUGCCUCAACGAAUAAAAGGUCAUUCCCAUUUGCAGGAGGGUUCUCUGAUAAGCUUUAUGAUGCGUAUGAGGCGAGUUCCCGUGAUGACCUUUCAUUCUUCGUCUAUUUCUACACCUUUGUUCUUCUACUUCUGUGGAUCCAUCCAAGAGCAUGGCCAGAGACGCAGAGUUAUGCGGAACUAGUCUGUGUACUAUCGGGUACGGGAGCGAUAUGGUGUGGGCGAAUUUUUCAUCUUGGAGGUGACAUGCCGUCGAUAAGCUUGGCAGAGCAGCAUCCCAGUGCUCCGAUCUAUUUGUAUUUCUUCAGAUUCCUCCUGGGUAAGCAUCUUCUUGGCGAUAUUCCUCACAAACGACCACCAGAGGACGACUCGAAGUUGCCCACCUAUCGAUUAGUUGUCAUAGGAGAUGGAGGAGUUGGCAAAAGUUCGCUCACGAUUCAGUUCUUUCAAAAACAGUUCUUGGACUACUAUGACCCAACGAUUGAGGACCAGUAUAUUCAACAUUGUGAAGUGGACGGUCACUGGGUAAUUAUGGAUGUGUUGGACACUGCCGGACAGGAGGAGUUUUCUGCCAUGCGGGAACAGUACAUGAGGAAUGGACGCGGAUUUCUUCUGGUCUAUUCGGUAACCGAGAGGAAAAGCUUCGAUGAAGCAGCGAAAUUAUACAGACAGGUGCUACGUGUGAAGGACUGUACUGAGUACCCUGUAUUGCUGGUAGCUAAUAAGAUUGAUCUGACAAAUCAACGAGUUGUAAGCGAAGCCGAAGGUCGUAGUCUCGCCGCUAGUCUCAAGCUGCCAUACAUUGAAACAUCUGCUAAGGAUCCUCCCGUCAAUGUGGAUGCUGCCUUUCACGAAUUGGUCCGAAUAUGUAAGAGCUUCCCGACGGACGAAGAUGAAGAAGAGAACAGCGCAGCAGUUUCUCCGAAUCGAACCAAAGCGAAGAAGAAAAAGCACAAGCAGAAGUGCGUAUUGAUGUAA
Molecule: messenger RNA, 1119 nt
Organism: Ostertagia ostertagi
Lineage: Eukaryota; Metazoa; Nematoda; Chromadorea; Rhabditida; Trichostrongylidae
Source: the annotation of a GenBank genome assembly